UUCGGAUAUAAUAUCAGCUACCUGUCCCUGUCACUCCGACUCUCGUAGCCACUAGCAGUAUCAGUCAGGAUAUGUCUAUUUGCUGCAGCUUCUCCUAAAAGAAGGAUCUUUAUGUCCCUCCGAGGCUGAUAAUACCAGUAUGGCUUUAAUUUAAGACAUCUUAAGCUACUUAAGCAGAGCUGCAAGUUAUUUAUUGGAUGAGUGGCGCCGCCUAAAUUUUAAUUACUAAGUAUUUUCUUCCUGUCAAACGCUGUCGUUGGGGCUUUGGAGCAAAAACUGUGUCCAGCGUUGUUCUUUUGCCUGCUUAUCGAUGAACUCUAUGAAGGAUUCGUUGCUUCUGGACCAUCAGCUUACCGGCAAUAAACUCGCCUCUCCACACCAAACAGCACUUGCUAUGGCGUCUAGUCUGCAGCCGCUGCAGCGGUCUGUAGACUCCAAACACCGUCUGGAGGUGCGGGCAUUGUCGGGCACCUCCAGUCCGGAGUCUGUAGAGAGAGAGAAAAGCCAAAGCAAAAACGACGACCCCUCUGACGACCCUUCAAAAAAGAAAAGACAGCGACGGCAGAGGACUCAUUUUACUAGCCAGCAACUCCAGGAACUGGAGGCCACGUUCCAGAGAAAUCGCUAUCCGGACAUGUCCACGAGAGAGGAGAUAGCUGUCUGGACCAACCUCACAGAGGCCAGAGUCAGGGUAUGGUUCAAGAACCGCAGGGCAAAAUGGAGGAAAAGGGAGAGAAAUCAGCAGACAGAACUGUGUAAGAACGGUUUUGGCCCUCAAUUUAAUGGACUUAUGCAGCCAUACGACGACAUGUACUCCAGCUACACGUACAACAACUGGGCCGCCAAGGGGCUGACGUCGGCCUCAUUGUCCACCAAAAGCUUUCCUUUCUUCAAUUCCAUGAAUGUCAACCCGCUGUCGUCGCAGACCAUGUUCUCCCCGCCGAGCUCCAUCUCUUCCAUGAGCAUGACCUCCACUAUGGUGCCGUCCGCAGUGACCGGCGUGCCGGGCUCCAGCCUCAACAGCCUCAACAACUUGAACAAUCUCAGUAACCCGUCGCUGAAUUCGGGAGUUCCGACGCCGGCCUGCCCGUACGCGUCGCCGACACCCCCGUACGUGUACAGGGACACGUGUAACUCCAGCCUGGCCAGUCUGAGACUGAAGGCCAAGCAGCAUUCGAGCUUUGGAUACGUUCAGAACCCGGCCUCUAACCUGAGCGCCUGCCAGUACGCGGUGGAUCGGCCAGUGUGA
Molecule: messenger RNA, 1249 nt
Organism: Megalops cyprinoides (Indo-Pacific tarpon)
Lineage: Eukaryota; Metazoa; Chordata; Actinopteri; Elopiformes; Megalopidae
Product: pituitary homeobox 2-like
Exons: 3
Coding region: 311-1249 (312 amino acids)
Biological process (GO): regulation of transcription by RNA polymerase II; anatomical structure morphogenesis
Cellular component (GO): nucleus
Molecular function (GO): DNA-binding transcription factor activity, RNA polymerase II-specific; RNA polymerase II cis-regulatory region sequence-specific DNA binding
Source: RefSeq, a predicted model, not a curated record